This is a messenger RNA of Motacilla alba alba, 2370 nucleotides long. RefSeq names its product insulin-like growth factor 2 mRNA-binding protein 2. Lineage: Eukaryota; Metazoa; Chordata; Aves; Passeriformes; Motacillidae. The record is from RefSeq and is a predicted model, not a curated record. The transcript has 2 exons. The coding region runs from base 151 to 405 and encodes 84 amino acids. Gene Ontology annotation, molecular function: RNA binding.
GGCCGGGCCGGGCUCCGCCCGCCGCUCUCGGAGGCUCCGCCGGGCCGGGGCCGGUGGCGCAGAGCGGGACCCUCCCGAGCCCGCGUCCGUCCCGCUCCCGGGAGGGGAGGAGCCGGGGGGGCUCCCGGGGAGGAGCCCGGGGGGCUCCCGAUGAGGCGCCGGAGGAUGAACCAGCUGUACAUCGGCAACCUCAGCCCCGCCGCCACCGCCCAGGACCUCCGGCAGCUCUUCGGGGAGCGGCAGCUGCCCCUGCCCGGCCAGGUCCUCCUCAAGUCCGGCUACGCCUUCGUGGACUACCCGGACCAAAACUGGGCCAUCCGGGCCAUCGAGACCCUCUCGGGGAAAGUGGAGCUGCACGGCAAAGUGAUGGAAGUGGAUUAUUCCGUGCCCAAAAAGCUCAGGUAACCCCGCGGUGUCGCCCCAGGACUCGCCCCGGUGCCUGUGUCCAUCCCAGCGGGACGGGGGGCGCUCCGGGAGCUGGGAUGCGGGGCACGGGGGGGGCGGGGGAGCCCCGUCGGUUUUACUUUCGCUCCGGAGCGCAGCGCGGCGGGGGAAGGAGCUGCCGGCCCACGGCCGCGUUCCCACGGCCGGGCACCCCCGUGAUGCCCCCUCACCCCACGCUCCCCGCCGCUCCCGGGGAAAACCGCCGCUUGUUUAGCAGGAAAACACGAGAAAACCCCUUUCCUCCCACUUUCCGCGGCGCGGACGGAGCUUUUCCCGGCAGCGCAGCCACCCUCACCCUUAGACUUAUUAUUUUUAGCCGGUAAUUAAUCAAUUUUCCCUCUCCAAACACCUCAUCCCCCCCCUUUAUCCAGCCGGAGAACCCCAAAAGCCGAAGCGUUUCCCGUGUAACGCACCGCGGCGAGCGCGCCCUCUCAUUCCCAUCAGGUGCCCGAGGCCGGGCUGAUGGGCACACGCGUUCCGCAGGGAAAACAAACCCCGGCACCGUGUGGCGUAGCCUCAUCCCGAGGUUUAUUCUCCCCCUCGUCAUGUGUCGGGAUAAAAGGGAACAACAACAACAACAAAAAAACCCCAUCGGCCGCUCCGGGCGGGUAAUUUGGCGCCGCUGGGCGCGGAGGCUCGGCCUGGGCUGGGAGGUGGGCUACGGAUUUGGCCCGGGAUUGCUGCUGGGGUAUUAAUUUGGAAGUGGCGGGGGGGUUGGAAAUGCUGUUGUGUAAUUGAGGCUUACGGGGGGGGAACGGCUCGUGCCCGGCAUCACGUGUGCCGGAGUGGGAUUUCGUCUUCGGCGGGGAUCGCACGCUGCCUACCUUCAAAAAUAAACCAACCAUCCAAACGAGCCCCCCCAGAAAUCCCCAGGUGUGCCAUUUCCGAGCUGAACCUCCGCAGCGGCCGCAGGCUGGGCUGGCGGUGCCUUUGGAAGAGGGAUGGAGGCAGAAAUCGGGAGUUUGGGGCGAUAGUACGGAGCCAGGGCUCGACCUUUACCGUGUAGCCGGGGAUGUAAACAAGGAAUUCGUCUUUAAAUUCUCUUCUUUAAAUUCUGGGGCGCGCCCGCUUUUCCUGCCUAGUUUUAAAAUUAGAAAAAAGCCAUUUAACCGGCCCAGAAAUAAAUACUGAUUUAUUUCACACCGCUCUGUGUUCAGCUGGCUCCAAGUUUUCUAUUCCCAAGUUUCUUCCGAUUAUUGAGAUCUAAUUUAAGCUGGUGUCUUUUUAUGCCCAGCUCAAAAAAAUCUGCCCUGCUAAUUUUUAUUAAUAUCCCCAGUUUGGGGGGGCUGUGCCUUGACUCGGUAGAUUAUCGAUUUUAUUUUUGCAAUGUGAUUUUUGGCAGGGGACGGAGCCUCACGUGGUCGUGUUUAUUCUCCCCCUCCCUCUUUAAAUUUGUAGAAAAUUCCAUUUUUAUGGUGGUGGCUGAGUCCCGGAGAGACGCUGGGAUUUCAGGGAGCGAAAUGGUAAAAAUCCCCCCGUUGCUGCAAUGAAUUUGGGGUUUAUUGGUUCGGAGAACCCGAGCUGGGCUGGCUCUCAUCCCUUGGCAUUCCUGCGUCACGGGGAGGUGAGGAGGUGCCGCUGCCCGCUGCUUCCCUCCGUGCCCGACUUCACCUGGAAUGUUGAAUUUUUACACUGAAAUCUAAUACAGAGCUAUGCCACCAACAGAUUUAUAUACGUAUAAAUACCUUUGGAUAAGGAACUGGCUGGAAAACCCCUGGGACAUCUGGCCACGGGAAGUAGGGAAGGGAAUUCCUCGAGGGGAGGUGCUGGCAGAGGGGUUGUUUCUGUUUCUCCGAAGGCAGGAAUUAAAUGUGACAGUGGUGGGAAGGAGCCUGAAUCCUGCCCAGCCCAUCGAUUCACCUCCCACGGGUUUAAAAUCAGCCCUUCUGCUGCCAUCCCCAUGGUCUGGGCUCCUGCAGGAAGUAC